Molecule: messenger RNA, 2681 nt
Organism: Purpureocillium takamizusanense
Lineage: Eukaryota; Fungi; Ascomycota; Sordariomycetes; Hypocreales; Ophiocordycipitaceae
Exons: 6
Coding region: 927-2111 (394 amino acids)
Biological process (GO): nuclear-transcribed mRNA poly(A) tail shortening; regulation of DNA-templated transcription
Cellular component (GO): CCR4-NOT core complex; P-body
Source: RefSeq, a predicted model, not a curated record
CAAUGCACAACACGUCGCUCUGCUGCAACAACGAAGCACACGAUCCAGCGAACUCGAACCCGAAGGCGGAAGUCGCACCGUACGCUAGACGUCAUUUGCGCAACGGGCCAAGCCACCGCCCGCGCGAUCCAGAGCAAUCAUGAAUCGGCCAGGUAGGACCAACCCAGAUCUUCUCGUGUGGCCUCAGCCUCGAAACCGCAAUACCGCAACGUCCGAUGCACCUGCUUCGAGCCAACACACCCGACGCCAGGCCUGAGCAGAUGGCUACGUCGAUAAGGCAUUGCCUGCGCCGAGGCUCGGUCUGCGCGACGAUUCUCGACAAAUUUCUGGCUGCUGCUACGGUGCCGUCGAGCCAGGCAUGGCCGAGGAGCGCAGGGCGAGGCAUGGCGUGGCUGCUAUGGACAGUGCUCGAUGCAUUGGUGCUUCGACCGAUGCGACCGAUAACGUACAAGGUGCACUCGAGACUGCGUCGCCUAGAGUGGCCCGCGAGUAGCGCGUCAAGCGUCGCUGGCGCAUGCAUGGGCACCCGAGGCUGAGCUACGCGCAAUCAUGAAGAAGUCGAUGCUGACUCCGGCUGGCAACGAUAGGUGCGGUACCGCAGACAAUACGGGGAAUGCCUGGCAACUUUGGGGGCCAGCAACAACCUCAACAACCGGGCAGGUCGGUCUCUAGCCGGUUGCCGAACGGGAAGUUAGUGAACAAUAGCAAUUCGGGCUGGGCUUUCGGGGGGGGAGUCCCCAUGGGCGGUGCUGGGUUCAACCAGGGCCGCCAGCUGGGCGGCAACGUUAGCUUUGCCCAAAGCUUGAGCGGGUCGCAGCCUGCCACUCCUUUGGAUCCCACGUACGUACCUGCCACUCUGCUCUGUUUCUGUCCGUUGCCCAACACUUCAUGCCCCCAACGGCGAGCUCUCGUCGUGCACUUUCGCCAUGCCCAAGAAAGCCCGGCUUGUCAACAGGGCCAACAACAUGGCACACCAGGGGAGCUCUGCCGACCCAUCCAAGGGUCUAGCCUACUCUGCUGUGGUCAAGGGCGAGUUUCCGUCAUUGUCAACGACACCGCAGCUCAACAGCGCUAGCCAAGCAUGGUCAAAUGCGGGCUCCCGAAACCCAAGCGGUCCUGGUCAGCGCAACCAGUCGACGCCGAUAUCAUCUCAACAAGGCCAGGACGACAUCUUUACCCCUCCCUCGACAUCGAGAUUGCAAUCUAGCCAAGUAGGAUUCGGUCCUCAGGCUCCUGGCUCGGGGCAAAGUCAGGCACACCGGGGUAACGGCCUGUUGAAUGCACUGUCUGCCAACAGUCGAGCAAGCGAAGCGCGAACACCGCCGGGAGUCGGACCGCUAGGUGCGUCGAUAUCCACGUUGACUCCAAAUACUGUGCUGACCCCACUUGAUGCAUCUCGGACGGCAGAAGGAAAGCAACCCCAGUCUUUGUUUCGAGAUGACGGGUUCAGCAAAACUCCCUUAGGUGCCGAUGCUGGCUCGCAAGCCACUGACGCACGGGGUAGCUUGGGUGUGAUAGGAAACGAGAACCCGAGUGGCAAGUCGGAGAAGGACAAGGCCAGCCAAUCCGCAGACGUUGUCGACCCUCUUUCUGGGAUGCCUGCGGUGGACAAGUGGGGUAUCAAGGGUUUGCGAACUCUGAUGAACAAUUAUCCCGAUUAUCACGCGAUGGUAGUAGGCAUGGACCCAGGCUCUUUAGGACUGGACAUGACCUCCCCAGACCUCAUCUCCACUCAAAACUACUCCCUCUUCGAUGACCACCCGCCCAGGCCCACGGUCGACGCAGGAAAGUUCAGGCUGCCUGAUUGUUACAACGUUACCAACGUCCAGCCAAUCGAGACCAAGAUCCAGAGCUUCAACGAGGAGACGCUUUUCUGGAUAUUUUAUAGCUGUCCUGCCGACAUCAAGCAGCAGAUGGCCGCCGUGGAACUGCACUCACGAAACUGGCGCUGGCAUAAGAAGCUGGCGAUAUGGCUCACCAAGGACGACCACAUGACACCGCAGAUCUUGAGUCCGAAUCACGAACGAGGGUACUACGUCGUCUGGGACGCGGGCAACUGGCGGCGGGAUCGGGUUGGUCAAAUUGCAGCUCCAAAACCUGGCAUACACUGACGCACGGAUAUAGAGGGAGCUCACAUUGCACUACGGCGACCUAGAUACGUCGCUGACCCAAGGCCCGACAUUGGCUUGAGGGCCAGCAGGAGAACGAGAGGCUCGUAUGUUUAACGAGGCUGCGCAGUGCUUGUUGCAGUGACUUGAUGAAUGGUCCGCGGGGGUCAAUCGGCGUUUCAGCCUCUACGAGUAGGGGCAGGGGACUGGCAUUGCUGCGGCAUUGGGAAUGGGUUCGGCGGCCAGACGGCCUUGGAAUGCAUUUUCGGGUUAUACGGGGUAGACCUACUGCUGCGGACGGGCUGGCGUGACCAGCCGAGGGGGUUGCUUAUCUGCUUCCCGAUCAAUGAAGCUCAAUGUGCCCUUUGUCGACGGUAUGGCUCUGUGAGACAUGCUUAGUGGCCGACGAUGCGAUGAGUUGAUGUCCAGCGUGCCCGUAACGAUGAGAAGCCGCACUCGAGAUGAGGCAGUGGCUGGAUCAAAGAACUUCCAACUUGGAUGUGAGCAGUCACAGGGAGUGGUGUGUUUGGGUGUCACUAAGAUACUUCGGAAUCAGUUCCCGACGCUUUGAGC